CCAGUUCAUUUGCCGAACGAAGCCUCCUAGUCAAGUCUAUAUCUUCCAACCGCCGCUUCUUUUGCUCUGCUCUCCUCCCCCUGCAGAGAAAAAGCUCGACCGAGACUCAUCAAUGGAGUCCGUAUCUAGAACAUUCCACUCGUCAAACUUCUCACUCUCCUCUCCCUUCUCCAUCUCUUCACCUUCUCUUCGCCUAAACCCUUCCUCUAAAACCCUCAUCUCCCUACGCUCCUUACCUAAACCCCGUCUUUCCAUCCACUGCUCCCACAAGCCUCCCCAACCCGUACCCAAAAUUUCAACUCCGAAACUAAUUCCUUCCAUCCUCGCUGCCGCCGCUACCUGCGCUGGCUUACUCCUUGUUCGAUUUCGUUUCCCUCCCAGCGCCAUCGCCGCCAUAGUCUCCCCGGCCCCUGCGGCGACUGUUGAAUCCUUCGACACGGACCAAGCACUCUCUGACGAGGAGAAGGAACGCAAACUGGAAGAGCACCUUGAUUCUAAUCCCGACGACGGCCGCUCCCUGCGCGCGCUCAUGGAGCUGAAGGUCAAGGCCGGGAAGUUUCAAGAUGCGAUUGCCGCUGUCGAUCGCCUUAUACAGCGGGAGCCUGGCGAGAAAGAGCUCCUCCUCCUGAAGGCUCACCUUCAAAGCUACAGUGGGGAUGCUGAGUCUGCGAGGCAAGGGUUUGAGGAUAUAUUGGCUGAAGACCCCUUGCUCGUGGAGGCUUACCAUGGACUGGUUAUGACACAGAGAGAGGUAGAGGGCGAUUUGAAUGCGAUACUGAAAAGAGUCGAAUCUGCCUUGGAGACGUGCAAAAAGCUGAAGAGGAAGGAGGACGUGAGGGAUUUUAAGUUGCUCAUUGCUCAGAUUAAGGUUAUUGAGGACAAGUAUGAGGAGGCGUUGAAGAUUUACCAGGAAUUGGUGAGGCAGGAACCGCGGGAUUUCCGGCCUUAUUUGUGCCAAGGAAUUAUAUACACGUUGCUGCGGAAGAAGGAAGAGGCAGAGAAGCAAUUCGAGAAGUACAGAAGGCUAGUUCCUAGAGAUCAUCCUUAUUCACGAUAUUUUGAUGAUAAUAUGAUUUCAAUGAAGGUCUUUUCCCAAAUGGAGGAGAAUAAGAGGAAAGAGUCUUUGAAGAUUUAAAGAGUUCAUCGGUAAAUAAUCUCCUCAUAAUGUAGUAUGGUAGAAAUGCAAGUUAACGAUUUUAACUAUUUUAGAAGUAGUAGUUCAUGCCUUCGUUCACUCAGGUUUUUAUAUGUUAUCAUGUUCUUUGAAUGUCAUAUGGGUGUUCUAUCCCGCUUUUAAUGGCGAUGAAGUUUAUGAAAGGAUUUUAUGGCUUUGUGAUCUAUCUGAUUUUUCCAUCA
Molecule: messenger RNA, 1356 nt
Organism: Dendrobium catenatum
Lineage: Eukaryota; Viridiplantae; Streptophyta; Magnoliopsida; Asparagales; Orchidaceae
Product: protein SLOW GREEN 1, chloroplastic-like
Exons: 1
Coding region: 113-1135 (340 amino acids)
Cellular component (GO): chloroplast thylakoid membrane
Molecular function (GO): protein binding
Source: RefSeq, a predicted model, not a curated record